Messenger RNA from Ornithorhynchus anatinus (platypus), 1606 nucleotides. It is a transcript of the gene KRT20, whose product is annotated as keratin 20. NCBI's taxonomy places the organism in Eukaryota, Metazoa, Chordata, Mammalia, Monotremata, Ornithorhynchidae. The coding region runs from base 35 to 1369 and encodes 444 amino acids. Gene Ontology annotation, molecular function: structural molecule activity. The record is from RefSeq and is a predicted model, not a curated record. The transcript has 8 exons.
UUCUAUCUUGGCACGCUCGGUCUUGAAGCCAAAGAUGCCUAUCUCCAGAGGAAAAUUCAUUAGGAGCAACUCCAACGAGGCCAUCUUCAUCAACCCCGUGUUCAGGAUGCCAGCCAAGCAGGUUUUCUACACUCCCAGUGUCUACGGUGGAGCCGGAGGAUGGGGCACUCGGAUUUCUACCAGCACGACCCAGAUCCAAUAUGGCGAGGGCCUUGGCGCGGGCAAGUUACUAACCGGCAACGAGAAAGGCACCAUGCAAAAUCUGAAUGACCGCCUGGCUAACUACCUGGAAAAGGUGCGCUCCCUCCAGCAAGCCAACUCUAAACUGGAAGUCCAGAUUAGGCAGUGGCACGAGAAGAACUCCACUCCACUGGGCCGAGACUACCGCUCGUAUUACAAGGCGAUUGAGGAGCUCCAAGAACAGAUUAAGAAUGCCCAAAUAAACAACGCUCAGUUGGUCCUGCAGAUGGACAAUGCCAAGCUGGCGGCAGAAGACUUCAGAAUCAAAUAUGAGACUGAGCUAGGAAUGCGCCUGUCAGUUGAGAACGAUAUCCAGGGGUUGAACAAAGUCACCGACGACCUGACCCUGAAGAAGGCCAGAUUGGAAUCGGAGAUCGAAAACCUGACCGAGGAGCUGGUUUUACUCAGGAAGAACCAUGAGGAGGAAGUUGAUACCCUGCGCAAGCAUCUGGGGGCCACCGUCAAAGUGGAAGUGGAUGCGGCUCCCGGCCCAGACCUUGGGGCCAUCAUAAAUGAGAUGAGGGACAAGUACGAAAGCUUGGCCAAGAAGAACAUUCAGAAGGCCAAGGAGCGCUACGAGACCCAGACGAUCGAGCUGGAGACUCAGAUCACCCUGAACAAUAGAGAACUGGAGACCAGCACGACCCAAGUCAAGGAGCUGAGACGCAAGUGUCAGAACCUGGAGAUGGAGCUGCAGUCCCUGCUCAGCCAGAGAGAUUCCCUGGACCUAACCCUGGCGGAGACCAACACCCGUUAUGAGGCCCGGCUGGCCCAGCUGCAGGCAGUGCUCAAAGCUUUGAAGGACCAGCUGAUCCAGGUCCGCUCGGAAUCAGAGAAGCAGAGAGACCAAUUCAAUACCCUUCUGGACGUCAAGAACCGGCUGGAGCAGGAGAUUAUUACUUACCGCCGCCUGCUAGAGGGAGAGGACAUAGUAACUUUGGACAGUGAGACAACUACUCUGGAGGAAAGAGAUGCGAAGAAAAUCCGGAAGAUCAGGAUGGUGGUAGAAGAAGUGGUGGAUGGGAAGAUUGUCUCAUCCAAGACCAAGGAGAUGGAGGAGACUCUGGAGAGUGGACAGAUGAUUUCCUCUCACACACCCACAGCAAACCUUGAAUCUCUUAAGUUUUAAGUCCCUUUCCCUGGGAGACACAUCUUGCCCUAUCGGCAAAAAGAAUGUCUCUUCUCUUCCUUACUUCUUUCUGCUGUCUUAGGUUUUGAGCUUUUUGUGGGCCAGGGUACGACUCUAACGUAAUGAACUUAGACUUUUCUCCAGACUUUAGUGCCCUCCCCUCAGUAGGUGCUCAGUAAAUACUACUGAGUGAAACUUGAAGAUCACCACGGGCAGGGAACGGGUCACCCGACUCUU